ACGUGUUGAGCUUGUUGAACGUCCCCGUACUCAUGUCCGCCGUCUUGUUGUUUCUGUUGCAGGGCCUGGACCAGCCCGUCCAGCUGAGGCAGCCGUCCUCGGCGGACCUCAACACCCCGCGGAUAGACAGCUACCGCUUCUCCAUGGCCAACCUGGAAGACUCCCAAGACGUUGACCUGGACGCCAUCCUGGGGGAGCUGUGCGCGCUGGAGUCUCAGUGCGACGAGGCCAUCGCGGAGGGUAACGCCGGCCGCGGCGGCCCCAACAAGCGGACGUCCGUGCCGGUCUCGGCCACCAACGGCGGCCAUGGCCUCGGCCUGGGCCUCGCCAUCCAUGCUCGCUCCAACUCGGACAGCCACCGGGACUACAUGUGCAAGGCCAGCUCGGUGCGGACCGACUCUCCGGACAACGACUCUGCCUUCUCCGACAAUGUGUCCAUGCUGUCGAGUGAGAGCUCGGCGUCCAGCGGCGGCAGUGGCGGCAGCACCGGCUGCAGCAGCGGCGGCGGCCAGAACAACGCCUGCCUCGCGCCCUCGCCCACGCAGAUGGACGCCGUCAAGGCGGAGAAGAUCCGGAUCGCGCUGGAGAAGAUGCGUGAGGCUGCGGUCCAGAAGCUGUUCAUCAAGGUGUUCACGUCGGACGGCUCGGCCAAGUCGCUGCUCGUCGACGAGAAGAUGACGGUGGGCCAUGUGACGAGGCUGCUGGCCGAUAAGAACCACGUGACGCUGGAGCCCAAGUGGGCCGUGCUGGAGCACCUGCCCGACCUGCACAUGGAGCGCGUUUACGAGGACCACGAGCUGCUGGUGGACAAUCUGAUGAUGUGGACGCGGGACUCCAAGAACAAGCUGCUCUUCCUGGAGCGCGCCGAGGAGAGGACGCGGCUCUUCCUGCAGCCCGAGCUCUUCCUCCUGGGCAGGCAGGGCUACGCCGACUUCGACGAUCACGCGAGGGCGCUGCUGCUGGAGGAGUUUUUCUCGUCGUCGGGAGUCGGCGUCCCCGAGGUGGAGGGCCCGCUGUACAUCAAGUCGGACUCGAAAAAGGGCUGGAAGAAGCACCACUGCGUCCUGCGCGCCUCCGGCCUCUACUACUACCCCAAGGAGAAGGCCAAGGUGUCUUCCCGCGACCUCGUGUGCCUGGCUACGUUCGACGUCAAUCAGGUGUAUUACGGUGUCGGCUGGAAGAAGAAGCACAAGGCCCCCACCGAGUUCUGCUUCGCCAUCAAACACCCAAAACUGCAGCAGCCCAAGUCAGCAAAGCAUAUCAAGUUCUUGUGCGCCGACGACGUGGAAACGCUGCACAGAUGGGUGGUGGGCAUUAGGGUAGCGAAGUACGGCCGCCAGCUGCAGGAGAACUACCGGUCCCUUUUGGAGGAGUUGGCGCAGGAGGAGCUGGACAGGCUGGCCAAGGCGCGGAGCUGCUCCGUCGCCUCCAUCCACGUCCAGUCCAUGCUGUCGCCCCCGGGGCUGGGCAGCCUCGGUGGCCUCGGCAUCGUGCCGUCGUCGGGAGCCUCGUCGUCCUCGUCGAGCGGCUGCCUGAGCGACGCGGGCAGGUCCUCGUCCACCGAGCAGGACCACGACGCGGACUCCAGGAGCGGCGGCUUCGAGUGCGAGUUCCCGUCGGGCACCAUCAAGCGCAAGCCCUCGGCCAUCCCCUCGCUGCCGCUCACCAGCACCACCAGGCAGAUCAUCGAGAACGGCGAGGACGACAACGGCGGCGGCGGCGGCACGCUCACAAGGCGGCUCAGCAGGAGGAGGUCCACGAUGACGGAUGCGGACGGGGCGAGCAUCGGCAGCAGUGGGAGCAACUCGUCGACGCUCAAGCGGCACACGACGUACAGCGGGUGCACGCGGUCGCCCAGCCACGCCAGCCCGGUAGCGACGCCCAGCCCCGGCCCACUCAGCCCCAUGAUGGCCAUGGCCGCGGACGGCGCGACGCCCCUGGCUAUGAGCCCUGCGUCCUCGGGGCACACGCCCACGGCCUCCCCCGUACCGCCGGCGCCGCUCAGCCCCAUCCUGUACGCGUCCGUGACGUACGCUACGCCCAACCUCAUGCCGGGCCCGGUGACGUGCGGGUUGAUGAUGCCCGGCCCGGUGGACGACGUAGACGGCAUCGGCUCCAGCUCGGACCUGGAAAGCUUGCCCCUACCGCCGCCCCCGGAGCUGUCGCAGAGCACCCUCAGUCUGGACUCGCUACCGCCCCCACCCGCCCCCGGCGACCUGUGCAACGGGGAGCACGGCGGGAGUUCGCUCUCGCUGGCUUCGCUUCCCCCACCGCCUCCAAGUCCUCCCCCGCCGGCCCCGGCGAAGAAGAUCACCUUCCAGCUGCCGCCGCGCAGCUCCAGCCCCGAAGAGGUGCAGUACGACCUCCCCCGCCACCAGCCCAUGCUGGCGCACCAGUACCUCUCCCAGUACGAGUCGCUGCCCAGCAUGCCCCCUGAAAUGCCCGAGCUGCCUCCGCACCCUAUACUCCAGGGCAAGUCUGUGCUGAGGAACGGCGGAUCGCGGGAGAAGAUCUACGGGCACACGGGCUCCAUGCCCCACCAGAACGGUGGCCAGAAGAAGAUCACCUUCAACCUGGGCGAGGACGCGGCGGUCACUGGCGGCCGCAAGACGUCUUCGUUGGGCCACCAGAAGCGAAUCACCUUCAAGCUGCCCUCGCCGAGUGACGAGCAGCCGCCCCUGCGGGUGCCCCCGCAGCCCAUCUACAGCGGGGAAGUGAUACCGCCGCCCCUCCUCGCACGGAAGCCGCAGCCCCUGCCGCCCCGCCGCAGCGAGCACACGCGGCUCAGCUCGGGCCCACUGCCCGAGCCAGAGCCCGACUUCCUCAAGGACCUGCAGCGCGUCAUGCAGAGGAAGUGGCAAGUGGCGCAGAAAUGCAAGCAGGACACUACCACCACCCCGCACGAGGUGCUCGGUUUUAGAGAUCCUCCACCACCAGUGGCGGAUUAUAGGGAAACCAAUGUAAGCAAUUGGGUACAAGAGCAUUAUGGUACCAGUGAAGAUGAAUUGGACAAUCUGUAUGAAAAUGUUCUAAACCGAAUACCGGAUCCAAGCUGUGAUACAAGGACUGGGGCUCAGUAUGCUAUGCCAGCAUCUGUGCCAAAUCAACAAAGUGCCAUUGCGUUAGCAGCGGCAAAGAAAAGACCGCCGCCUCCUCCACCCAAGCGCAGUGAAACAACACAUCUGACUACGUGCAGUCCUCAGAGGAUGCACUGACCUCUCUUGUGUUGUAGAUCAAGCAAGACAUAGUUUUUUUUCUCUUUUUUCAAUUGUCUCAGAUAUUGUGUACAACAUUUAUCUGAAUUGUGCUACAAAUGGUAUGUGUAAAGUACCAUUUUUUAUUCUCAAGAUGCCAUGAGUGUUAAUGUGAAAAGUUAAGUGUGAAUGCGUGAGCUUCUUUAUGAGUUUUAUAUAUUUGGGUAUAUAAUUAAGAUUGCCCAGGUCUGGCAUUUUUAUAGUUUGUUAUAUUGCCCUGAAAGUGUUGCUGAUUGCAAUUUUUCACUACUGGCAGAAAAUCAAGAAUCAAAUUUUGUGCAUCAGCCAAUUUAGAGCCAAGACUGCCUAUAUUUCCAAUACUUAAAAGAACUUAUUUUAGUUUUGCAAGUCUUUUCCUGGAAAGGUAUGAAUCACCUUUACCCAGUUUUCUGUCCAUCCAAUUGUUUUGAAUUUGUAAUGUCCACUUAGAUGUAUUAUAAAUUUUAACCGUUUUGUACACUGUGUUGUGCGUGCUGUAUUUUGAAAUUCUUCGCUGAAAUCUAAACUGAUACGUAAAAUUCAUCCACUUUUUGUGCUAUGCCAUGAAAUCAGCAACACUAAGUGAUAUGUUAUGAUUUAAAAUUCCUUUUUGUAGGUCAUGGAGAGUAAGGGAGCCCUUAGAGGAAUUCAAUUUGAACUCCUAAGUCAUUAAUUUUUAAAUGAAAACUUGUAUGUUAAUGGAG
Molecule: messenger RNA, 3937 nt
Organism: Frankliniella occidentalis (western flower thrips)
Lineage: Eukaryota; Metazoa; Arthropoda; Insecta; Thysanoptera; Thripidae
Product: amyloid beta A4 precursor protein-binding family B member 1-interacting protein-like
Biological process (GO): signal transduction
Source: RefSeq, a predicted model, not a curated record